UUCACCACUGGAGGACUCUUGUGCUUCUCAUUUGCUGGAGUUUGAAGGACCACUGCUUCAGUUUGACUUUUGGAAACAGAGAGUAGACCAGAAUAAACACGAAGGAUGGAGGAAAAGAGAGCACAGAAAAGAAGAAAGUGUUAAAACAGACAGGAGUUGUGUAAGGAAGCGGGGGAAGCCAGCUGGAAAAAAAAUAGACGAGAAAAAGUGUGCAAGGGCAGAGAAGUAGUAGGAAGUGUUCUCUAGCAAGUGAAAAACUUGAAGAGUAAGACCGACAAGCAAUUCUAAGGGACACUGGAAGAGUAAAAGCCCUGGCGGCCCACAUGCCCAUCGAGUUUGUGUGCAAAAUCAAGUUUGCAGAGGGAGAUGAGGCCAAAGCGACCCCAUCCAAAGGAGGUGGCAGCCACACCAUGGACAAAGGGGCAGGCAUGGCUGACCUGGCUGCUUUCGCCAGCUCUUCCUCCCUGCAUGGCUUGGCCCAGGUGAUGGGGUCAUCAACAUCGGGCCGGGCAAGCAUGAGGCGGACAGUGUGGGCACUGGCCCUGCUGGCAUCACUGAUGCUUUUCCUAUAUCAAGCAUCACGCAGCACAGGUACUUACCUGGAGCACCCUCAUGUGGCCGCGUUGAACGAGGAAAACCGACGUGAGCUCACUUUCCCCGCCAUCACCCUGUGCAACGUCAACCGCUUCCGUUUCUCUGCACUUACUGAUGCUGACAUUUACCACCUGGCUAACAUGACCGGGUUGCCGCCGAAAAGCCGUGGUGGCCACCGACCAGGUGAGCUGCAGUACCCACCGCCUGACAUGCUGGACAUCUUCCAGCGCACGGGCCACCAGCUCGAUGAGAUGCUCAAAAGCUGCAACUUUAGCGGACAAAACUGCUCGGCAAAUGACUUUAGAGUGGUAUACACGCGCUAUGGGAAAUGCUACACCUUCAACGGUAACAAGACCUCACCAAAGCGGACACGGCAGGGGGGCAUGGGGAAUGGCCUGGAGCUGAUGCUGGAUAUACAACAAGACGAAUACCUCCCCAUCUGGAGGGAGACCAACGAAACCACUCUGGAGGCUGGGAUCCGUGUUCAGAUUCAUAGCCAGGAUGAGCCUCCCUACAUCCACGAGCUGGGCUUUGGAGUCUCACCAGGAUUCCAAACCUUUGUGUCCUGCCAGGAACAGAGGCUGUCGUACCUGCCGCAGCCAUGGGGAAACUGCCGCGCAUCGUCAGAGCCAGUGAUCCCUGGAUACGACACCUACAGCGUGAGCGCCUGCAGACUGCACUGUGAGAGCGUCCAUGUGCAGAGAGAGUGCAACUGUCGAAUGAUACAUAUGCCAGGAAACGCGGAUAUCUGUCCACCGGCAAAAGUGAAAUGUGUCGACAGAGCACUUGCUUUGCUGGAGGUUAGUGCCGGAGAUUCCUGUGUGUGUGAGACCCCCUGUAACAUCACACGCUAUGGAAAAGAGCUCUCUAUGGUUAAAAUCCCCAGCAAAGGGUCGGCACGAUACCUCUCACGCAAGUACCACAAAACCGAAGAGUAUAUCAGGGACAACUUCCUCGUCCUGGACGUUUACUUUGAAGCGCUCAACUAUGAAACGAUUGAGCAGAAAAAAGCAUACGACAUAGCUGGACUUUUAGGGGACAUUGGAGGGCAGAUGGGACUUUUCAUCGGCGCGAGUGUUCUCACAAUAUUAGAGAUACUCGAUUACAUCUAUGAGGUGAUCAAAUAUAAGAUCAAAAGAGUACUGAGGCCACAAAAGUACCAGAACCAGCAGAGCCAGAGGAACCAGGUGCCAAGAACAAAGAACCUCCGUGAUCUGAACCUUAAGGCCCAGCUAACACCAAGCACCAUUGCAACAGUUAGACUAGAAGAAUAUAAGCCCAGAGAUGCUAGUGAUGGGAUGAGAGCUCAACCACACAGUGUAUAUCCAGCUUCAGUGUUACCAAACCAUCACACACAAGCCUCUGGACAGCAGGACUUUGCUUGCUAGGAGAUGAUUUUUUUUUUUUUUUUUAGUUUUCUGGCACCAUCUACAACAAAGUUCUCAUUUGACUUUUGGCCCUUGGU
Messenger RNA from Clarias gariepinus (North African catfish), 2059 nucleotides. It is a transcript of the gene asic4b, whose product is annotated as acid-sensing (proton-gated) ion channel family member 4b. Lineage: Eukaryota; Metazoa; Chordata; Actinopteri; Siluriformes; Clariidae. Gene Ontology annotation, biological process: sodium ion transmembrane transport. The coding region runs from base 324 to 1982 and encodes 552 amino acids. Gene Ontology annotation, molecular function: ligand-gated sodium channel activity. The record is from RefSeq and is a predicted model, not a curated record. The transcript has 10 exons. Gene Ontology annotation, cellular component: membrane.